This is a messenger RNA of Magnusiomyces paraingens, 1089 nucleotides long. RefSeq lists its product as uncharacterized. The record is from RefSeq and is a predicted model, not a curated record. The transcript has a single exon. Lineage: Eukaryota; Fungi; Ascomycota; Dipodascomycetes; Dipodascales; Dipodascaceae. Bases 1 to 1089 code for a protein of 362 amino acids. Gene Ontology annotation, biological process: alcohol metabolic process. Gene Ontology annotation, molecular function: alcohol dehydrogenase (NADP+) activity; zinc ion binding.
AUGGUCUACCCUGAAACUUUUACUGGUCUUGGUGUCGUCGACUUUGACGAUCAUCUCCACCCUAAGACUUUUGAAUUCACUCCUCGCGAGUUCCGCGAUACUGAUGUUGACAUUGAAAUCCAAGCCUGCGGUGUUUGUGGUUCUGAUAUCCACGCAGUUGGCGGCCACUGGGGCCGUCCCUACUGCCCUGUUGCUGUUGGCCACGAAAUUGUGGGCACAGUCGUCAAGAUUGGCCCCAAUGCUAAGGCUGGAAUUAAGCUUGGUGAUCGUGUUGGUGUUGGUGCUCAAUGCGAUAGCGAUGGCACCUGCAAAACAUGUUGCCGUGGUCUCGAAAACAACUGUGCCCAAAAUAUUUGGACCUACUUUGGCAAGGAUGUCAAAACUGGAAUCAAUACUAUGGGUGGUAAUGCAUCACACAUUCGCGUCAACUCCAAGUUUGCUUUCAAGAUCCCCGACAGCCUGGAAACAGCCUAUGUAGCCCCACUUCUGUGCGGUGGUAUCACAGGUUUUAGCCCUCUUCUCCAGCACAAGGUAGGCAAAGGCACUCGUGUCGGUGUGGUUGGUAUUGGUGGCAUUGGCCACAUGACUAUUCUUUUUGCAAAGGCAUUGGGUGCCGAAGUCACUGCCAUUUCACGAUCGCGUUCUAAGGAAGCUGAUGCUAAGAAGCUAGGAGCCGAUCACUAUGUUGCAACUAGCGAUCUUGACGACCUGGAAAAGCACAAGGAUACUCUUGACAUUAUAGUCAACACUGGAAGUUCCUUUUCUGGGAGCAAUUUUACUGCUGUCCUUUCUCUCUUAAUUGCCCGCGGCACCCUGGUAUUCAUUACUGCACCUCCUGCUAAUGAGAAUAUUGAGAUUGCUCCUCUUCUGCUGCUUUCCAGAAACAUUGCAGUUCAGGGCUCAGGUAUUGGCUCUCCUGAAGAAAUUGAAUUUAUGCUGGACUUUGCUAGCAAGCAUAAUAUCAAGCCUUGGGUUGAGCAGAUUGACCUUAACGAGGAGAAUCUUGGUAAAGCUUGGGAACGUGUCGAAAAGGGCGAUGUCCAUUAUCGCUUUACCAUGGUCAACUACGACAAGUUCUUUAAGAAAUAA